Molecule: messenger RNA, 2648 nt
Organism: Cercocebus atys (sooty mangabey)
Lineage: Eukaryota; Metazoa; Chordata; Mammalia; Primates; Cercopithecidae
Product: transportin-1-like
Exons: 2
Coding region: 1904-2449 (181 amino acids)
Biological process (GO): protein import into nucleus
Cellular component (GO): cytoplasm; nucleus
Molecular function (GO): nuclear import signal receptor activity
Source: RefSeq, a predicted model, not a curated record
UAGAUUUCUACUUAUAAUUUGUUUCUUCUUUUAGGGAAGGCAGUGUCAGAAUUCUAGAGUUAAGUUGAAAAGGCAUAAAUUAUGCACCUCAAUGCUCUCCUUUCCAGCUGUAUGAUCUCGAGUUAUCCAACCACAAUGUUGUUUUUAUGUAUGAAAUGGGCAGAUAAUCCCUUCACUCCUAAGUGUCAAAUGAGAUGAGCUACAUGAUUGGCCAGAAUAAACUACAAAAUAUUUGCAGACACAAAGAUUAUUACUAUUGCUUGGGCUUCUGCAUCUGCCUAUCCAUGAUACUUUGUUGUUGUUGUUAGUUGAAAAUUUUAUUCUAUUACCAAGUAAAUAUAUAUACAUAUAUUUUAUCUUUCCAACGUUGCCAGCAUAGUUUCUCAAAGAAUGAUGAUUCAGUUUUUCCAUGCCUUUGGAGGCCUUUGUUGUUAAAUAAAUCAUUGUAAGUAUCUAAUGUACCAUGGCUGCUGCCUGGUUUACAUCACAGUGGAGGAGGGAGGAGGGAUCAUCGCUCAAGGGCAGAGCAGAGGAUGUCCCUGGUAUUUGUCAGAUUCUACAGAGGGAACUUCGGGGAACGAAUUCUGUUUCCUUAUAAUUGAAGUCAAAGGUAGACUCAGUGAGUGAGAUUGAGGAAGAAAUGGAAAAGUGGAAAUGAAUGUGAUUUGACAUUAGAUUAUGAGUUUUAAUUUCUGUCUUGCCAUCAUGCAAUCUUAAGCAAGUCAUAAUUCCUUUAAGACUGAAUGUUAAUUGUUUUAAAAUGAAGAGUUUAAAGAAUAAUCUCACAAGAUUAUGUUAAGCAUGAAAUUGUCAUAUCUGUGGGAUGAAACUUGUUGACUAUAAAGUGAUAUACCAGUUUAGAUGUUAUUAAUUAUUAAGGCAUAGUCAUUUGCACAAAAUUCUAAGGUGCAAAAUAAUUUGAUCACUCCCUUGGUCUUCCUUUUGAUGGGUUUUCAAUACUGUUGUAUUUAUUCAAACAUGUAUGUAGUCCAUAUGUAUGAUUUACUGUUCCUUUGGAGACACAAGAAAUAAUGUGGAAUGCAUCAUUAGUUAACAGCAAAAUGCUCAAAUUGGAAAUUAGAGACUAACAGAAAAAUGAGAAAGUUUGGGAGAAAAGGAAGGGUCACGUGGUUAUACAAAAGAGAAACACAAAUUGUGACUUCAUUUUAGAAAACAACAGAAGUGGGACGGAGAUGUUGGUGGCAACUGGGACUUUCAGAAGAAAAAAAUUCAUUCUGAAUAUGGAAAAAUGGGAAACCAAAUGGUGCAGAAGUGGAGACAAUGCUUGUAACUGAAUACAGUAACCGGUAGGAAAUAUUCAUCCAACUAACAAAUAGUUUCCAGGGACUCUUCCCUGCAGCUUACUGUGUAGAAUUUAAACUAAGUAACUUAACAAUUGAGAACAUAACCUGUAUCUACCCUUUGUCCCUUGCCCCCACUCCAAAUAUUACUGCUAAUUAGAAGCACAUGUUGAAGGAAAAACUCUAAUAAGACAUUCCAGUAUAAGAUCUGGGUUUGCUUUAAAUCCCCCAAGUAGCCUAAAGCCCAACAGAAGAUAUUUAGCCUUUUGCCUUUUGUUUAAAUGGGGAUUAUUUUGAAUUAUCAGUAGUGCAAUACCCCCAUCCUGCUGUCCUUUAGUGUAAAUUAAGGCAAAGGACAUAAUAGUAUCAAUAAAAGAGCAAAAGUAAAAAAUAAAACGCAUAAGAUUAUUAAUGGGUGACAGAAAAUUGCUAUAUACAUCAUUGCCGGUAGAUUAAAAGAGAUGCCCUAACAGGGCAAAAGAACUCUGUCGAACUUCUGGCAUUUUAUCCUGCAUACACUGAUACAUUAGUGUUAGGAUGUUACUUCGGGCUACCUCACAAAAGCUUGCUUUCAGCAUGUUAAGCCUUGUAUAGCUGAUUUCAUGCCAAUAUUGGGAACCAACCUAAAUCCAGAAUUCAUUUCAGUCUGCAACAAUGCCACAUGGGCAAUUGGAGAAAUCUCCAUUCAAAUGGGUAUAGAGAUGCAGCCUUAUAUUCCUAUGGUGUUGCACCAGCUUGUAGAAAUCAUUAACAGACCCAACACACCAAAGACGUUGUUAGAGAAUACAGCAAUAACAACUGGUCGUCUUGGUUACAUUUGUCCUCAAGAGGUGGCCCCCAUGCUACAGCAGUUUAUAAGACCCUGGUGCACCUCUCUGAGAAACAUAAGAGACAAUAAGGAAAAGGAUUCAGCAUUCCGUGGAAUUUGUACCAUGAUCAGUGUGAAUCCCAGUGGCGUAAUCCAAGAUUUUAUAUUUUUUUGUGAUGCCGUUGCAUCAUGGAUUAACCCAAAAGAUGAUCUCAGAGACAUGUUCUGUAAGAUCCUUCAUGGAUUUAAAAAUCAAGUUGGCGAUGAAAAUUGGAGGCGUUUCUCUGACCAGUUUCCUCUUCCCUUAAAAGAGCGUCUUGCAGCUUUUUAUGGUGUUUAAUCUAAUACACUUAAGCUGCAGUCCCAAAAUUAGGGGUCCUUCAGUCUUGGAGACUAUGAGGGAGCCUCUGCACCCAGGGAAAAUGUUACCCUUUACAGGGGGGAAGGGUAAACCAGUAGGGAAUACAGUACAAUCCCAACCCUACUGGGAGGGGCGGGAGGGAGGUGUUGCCGUCACUGUAUUAAGUCGAUGUUGGGGA